AUGUUUAUACCGCUAUUGAAAAUAAAGAUGCCACUCCGUUGGGGUAUAGUAAGCGCAGCUAAGAUUAGCCAUGACUUCGUCACCGCGAUUAACUCCUACCCGAACAAAGGCGACGUUGUAAUAGCUGGAAUUGCUGCUAGGGAUAAGAAAAGAGCUACUGAGUUCGCUCACACUCAUGGGAUACCAAAUGUCUUUGAUAGUUACGAAGAUAUGGCGAAGAGUAACGAGAUUGACGUCGCAUAUAUCGGUUCGUUAAAUCCACAACAUUAUGAACUAGCUAUACUCUUCCUUGACUCUGGAAAACACGUCUUAUGUGAGAAACCAUUGUGCAUGAACUACAAACAGGCACAGAGUUUAGUAAACCUCGCUAGAAAGAAGAAAUUGUUCUUGAUGGAAGCAGUGUGGUCAAGAUUUUCACCGGCUUAUAUUGCAUUGGAAAAGGAAAUUAAUGCUGGGAAACUUGGCGAUGUAAAAUACGUCGAUGUUAAUUUCGGAGUACCUAUUGCAGAUAGGGACAGAGUUAGCAAAAAAAGUUUAGGUGGCAGUGCUUUACUCGAUAUUGGGGUCUAUGCAAUACAAUUAGCCCAAUAUGUUUUUAAAGAAGAUCCGUUAAAAAUAACAGCUUGCGGAGAAUUAAACGAAGGUGGUGUGGAUGAAGUGUCUACAAUCAUUCUUGAAUAUACCGGGCGAAGACGGGCAGUCCUUAAUAUUAAUGCCACUAUAAGACUCGUGAAUAACGCAAAUAUUUACGGGACUGAAGGCAGAAUGGUUCUAGAAGAUCCUUUCCAUUUCCCGACAAAACUUAUAAACGUGGAUGGAAAAUUCGAAGAAUUUCCACUGCAUGCCCCAAAAAACAAACUUAAUUUCGAAAACAGCACGGGUUUGGUAUACGAGGCACUGGAAGUGGCUAGAUGCAUUAAAGAAGACUUAUUGGAAUCCCCAAGAAUGUCGCAUCAAAUGAGCUUAACAUUAGCCAAAAUAGAAGAUGAAGUACGGAAGCAGUUAGGCGUAGAAUUUGAUGAAGACAAUAAAGAAUAUCCAUAA
Molecule: messenger RNA, 1044 nt
Organism: Leptosia nina
Lineage: Eukaryota; Metazoa; Arthropoda; Insecta; Lepidoptera; Pieridae
Source: the annotation of a GenBank genome assembly